AUGGCAUCCGAAGCAGUUCGCAGCUCUGCCACCGAGGGCCUGACCCCUGCGCAGCAGCUGAUGGAACAGCACGAGAACAACGACCACCACGUCACCGUCGAGGACGUGCCCGAUGAGGAGGACGUCGCCCACCCGGUGCCCUCGGCUGCCUCCAAGCCCGCCGCUGCCGACGCCCCGCUGAGCGACAAGGCCGCCGGCAAGCAGAAGGCUGAGGAGCCGGCCCCUGCCCCCAAGAAGCCCGCCCUCAACACCCAGUCCGAGGAGGCCUUCCCAGCCCUCGGCCCCGUCAAGCCGCGUGGGCAGGCUCCCGUCCCCACCUGGGGCAAGAAGCCCGCCGCCGUCGCCUCCAACGGCCCCAAUGGCAGCAACGGCGCCUCGGCUCCCUCCGGCCCUGCGAUCCGCGGUCCCGCAGUCGCCUCGAUGAACCUGCCCGGCAAGCACACGGAGCGCAUCUCCUUCUCGACCGCCCAGUUGACGCCGCGCCAACAGCUCAAGAAGCCCGUCGGCGAGAUCAUCCGCGACAUCAACAGGCGCUCCAAGGCCAGGCUCGAGCAGAAGACCGGUCCCCACGGCCAGAUCAUCUUCGAGUCCACCGGUCCCGUCGACGCUGUAAGGGAGUCGCUCAAGGAGAUUGCCAACGAGGUGGGAAGCAAGCAAUCCGUCGAUGUCCCCGUCCCUGCAUCCGUCCGCGCCCACAUCAUCGGUCGUCAAGGUUCCAAGAUCCAGGAAAUCAGCAAGCGCACGGGCGCCCGCAUCCAGGUCCCCAAGGCCGAGGCGGGCGAGGACGAGGACACCGUCGUCAACGUUCACAUCGAGGGCAAUGCCUUGACCGCCGAGAUGGCUCGGCGCGAGAUCGACGCUAUUGUCAACGAGCGCACCUCGACCGUCAACUUGCGCCUCAAGGACAUCCCCGCCGAGUUCUACCCCUUCCUCGCUGGGCCUCAGAACAUCCACACCCACAGGCUUACACAGGGCAAGGAUGUCGACGUCAAGAUUCCCGAGUACUACACCUGGCAGUCGCAGGCACCUCCCCAGAAUGCUCGCAACCAGCCGGGCAACUUCGUUCCUCAGGCCGACUUCCCCAUCCGUAUCUCUGGAGAGCGCGUGGCUGCCCAGCAGGUCCAGGCCGAGCUCGAGCGCCGUGUGCAGCAGCUUCGCCAGCGAUUGGCCGUCGACCAGCGCUCCAUCGAGCGUGGCCGACAUCAGUUCCUGGUCGGCGAUCGCGGUGGCUCUCUCCACGACUUCCUCGAGGAGACUGGCUGCAGUCUUGUCCUGCCUCCCAACUCGGACGACAGCGAGACCGUGUACAUUGUGGGACCACCGGACAAGAUCGAGCAGGGUGUCAACAAGCUCGAAGACCUUGCCGCCAGCAUGACCAUGGCCACCGCUGACGCCGCCCGUGAGCACCGCGGACCCAACGCACAGGCGCACGCCCACAACCUGACUCGCUACCUGCGCCAGCGCAAGGCACUCGCCGAGCUGGAGCGCCUGCACGAGGCCAGCAUCGUCGCCCCCACAGACCGCGACGGCCCGACCGGCUACGAGAUCUACGCGCGGGACGGCAAGAACAGCAUGAAGGCUCGUGGCGAUGUCAUGAGCGUCUUUGGUGCUCACCCUCCCAGCAGGUUCUCCACCGUCAACGUGGACCCCUUCUACCACUCCUUCCUGCGUCAGCGCCCAGCUCCGCAGAUUCGCCAGGACACUGGUGUACACAUCGUCUUCCCCGACGAAGAGGAGGACUCGCCCGAGCUCGUCCUUGUCUACGAGAGCCGUGACCCCUACGAGGACUACUCCAUUCCCCGCGGCAAGCCCCAGAACGAAGAGAUCAACGUCUACAAGAAGGCUCUCCAGGAGGCUUCGGAGCUGAUCCACCGUCUCACCAAGAACCAGCCUCAGAUCGCAUCUCGUGACCUUGAGGCUAGCCAGAAGUUCCACCGCAAGAUUGAGCAGUUCGUCAGCGAGGAGCAGCAAGGUCUUGCACACGACCAGGUUCCCGUCCAGGUCCUGUUUGGUGGACGACGACCCGAGGCUGCCGACCGCUCCAAGGACAGCUUCGCCAUCCGCGGACCUUCGAACGCUGUGGACGACUUGAACGCUAAGAUCUUGGCUUUCAUCGAGCAGGCCGAGAAGGACGAGCUCGAGCGUGGCCACAUCACCACCUUCGACUACCCCCAGAAGUACGCUAGCCACCUCGUUGGCAAGGGCGGCGAGAACAUCCAGAAGCUGCGCCAGAAGUUCGAUGUCGAUGUCCAGAUCGAUGACGGCAAGGUCACACUCAAGGGUCCUUCGCAAAAGGCCGAGGCUUGCAAGAAGGAGAUUCUCGGCAUGGCCAAGAAGCUCGAGGAUGAGGCUUCUCACGUCCUCAAGAUCAAGCCGCAGUACCACCGCGAGCUCAUUGGUGCCGGCGGCAAGCAGGUCGAGCGUCUGCAGACCCGCUAUGGCGUUCGUGUCAACUUCCCCAGGAGGGCGAAGAACGACGAUGACGCCGAUGCAACAUCACAGCGCAACACCAAGGGUAGCCAGAACCCUGACGAGGUCAUCGUCCGAGGACCCAAGAAGGGUGCGGAUGAGGCUCGUGACGAGAUCCUCAGUCUUCUUCAGUACAUCGUUGACAACUCCAACGUGGACACCAUCUCUGUCGCUCAGAGCCAGAUCCCUCAGCUGAUCGGCUCGGGCGGUCGCGAGAUGGAGAACCUCCGCCUCGCCACUGGUGCUCAAAUCGAUGUUCCCGGUGCUCGUGAGGGCGCUGAUCCUUCCGGCCGUGCUGAGAUCAAGAUCAAGGGUACCAAGCAGCAGGUCCAGGAGGCCAAGAAGAUCCUCCAGGAGCGCGUCAAGGUCUUCGACGACACUGUCACUGAGACCCUCGAUGUUGACCGCAAGCUUCACCGUAACCUUAUUGGUGGCCAGGGUUCGAACAUCCGCCAGAUUGUCAUAUCCGCUGGUGGACCAGACAACUCCCGCGAUCUCGCUCGCAUGGUCCGCUUCCCCAAGCAGGACACUGAUGGCGACUCCAGCACCAUCAAGAUCGAGGGUCCUAAGAGCGUGGUCGAGAAGAUCGUUGCCGCCAUCAAGGCUCAGGUUUCGUCCCUUGAGAACCAAACGACCGAGAUCCUCGAGGUCUCCCCUGACAAGCACCGCCUGUUGAUCGGUCGUGGUGGCGAGACUCGCCGCUCGCUCGAGUCGCAGUUCAGUGUCCAGCUUGACAUCCCCAAGCAGACCACGCAAGGUGCUGCGCGCAGCCAGGUCAAGAUCGCUGGCGAGCCCUCGGCCGUUGAGAAGGCCAAGGCGCACAUCCUUGAGCUUGUCAAGGGCCAGGAGGGUGAGACGGUCGAGGUCCCUCGCCACCUCCACCACAUCAUCUCCGACAACGGCCAGUUCUUCCGCCGCCUGCGCAACAACCAGAAGAUCACCGUCGACCACGGCAACCAGCAGCCUCCUCCUAAGCCCGCUCAGACUGAGGCUGGUAAGGCAAGGAAGGGCGCGAACGGCGCUCUUCCCUUGAUCACUGACGACGCCACCUCUGGCGCAGACGAGCACUCGUGGGAAAUUGUCGACAACAACGCCGUCGAGGAGGGCACCGACACCUCUGCCACCAUCCCCUGGAUCCUCCGCGGUCCAUCUGAGAACAUCCCCAAGGCGCGUCAGCAGCUUGAGGAUGCCAUCAAGGCCGCGUCCAAGCCUUCGUCCACCGGCUUUCUGAUCCUGCCCGACCCGCGCAGCUACAGGCUCGUCGUCGGCUCCGGCGGCAGCACAAUCAACAACCUCCGCAAGGAGACAGGGACCAAGAUCCAGGUGCCCCGCGACCAGGCCAAGGACGAGGCCAUUGAGAUCACCGGCACGAGGGAAGGGUGCGAGCAGGCACGCCAGCUGAUUCUGGACAUCAUCUCCAAGGGCGGCAAUGGCGGCCGCGGCCGUCGUGACGAGUAG
This is a messenger RNA of Ascochyta rabiei, 3927 nucleotides long. RefSeq lists its product as uncharacterized. Gene Ontology annotation, cellular component: nucleus; cytoplasm. The record is from RefSeq and is a predicted model, not a curated record. Gene Ontology annotation, biological process: nuclear division. Bases 1 to 3927 code for a protein of 1308 amino acids. Lineage: Eukaryota; Fungi; Ascomycota; Dothideomycetes; Pleosporales; Didymellaceae. The transcript has 2 exons. Gene Ontology annotation, molecular function: mRNA binding.